AUGAGAGGUCGUUGGGGACUUCUUAGGUUCACAUGCGGGGGGUUACUGCGAAAUUUCAGGAGAGAAUACCACGGCAAAAGGAAUUCCUUGAGGAUUUUUGAAGAUAAUCGAUGGUUGGUUCAAAAACCUAGUUUAACGAGCAUACCACCUCAAGAGAGAUCCCAAGUGGAUGCUAUUGGAUUCAUGUUUGGUCGUAAUGCUCCCGAGAAUAUCUACACAUCUGAUGAAAAUUUCAAAGAGUUGUUGGAUAAAAGUAUGCAUCAUGUAUACAAUCAAAAGUUAACAGCGUCUUUUGCAGGUCAAGAGAAUUACAAGGACUAUGCCUGGUUAAAGCUUCGAGAUUAUAUUUAUGGACAGUUGAAGGAUGGGAGUUUACAAGAAAAAGUAAAACAAUACAAACCUAGCUUGACUCAACUCAUUAAGCCUUCAUGCCCCGCACAUGUGGUUCCCCAGUUGAUUAAAGUAGAUGACUACGAUUCUAAUACCUGGCAAACUAUUUUGAAGAAUAAAGUCGACUCGAAACUGAAUAAAUAUGUGCACUUUCUGUCACAGACUUACGAUUACAUUUACGAACAAGAGGUGCUGCCGCUCAUGAUGAAGACAAAGAAGACCGAUGGGUCCGACGACGUGGAUAUUUCGAACCCUGUGGAAUGGUUUGCCGAAGCUAGAAAGAUGAAAAGGCAUAUCAUCAUGCACAUUGGGCCAACAAAUUCAGGUAAGACAUAUAGGGCCUUACAGCAAUUGAAACACGCCAACCGUGGUUACUAUGCUGGACCUCUAAGGCUCUUGGCAAGGGAGAUUUAUGAUAGAUUUCAGAAGGACGGAGUUCGUUGUAACCUUUUGACGGGUGAAGAAGUGAUUCAUGAUUUGGACAGUGCGGGAAACCCUGCAGGGUUGACCUCGGGUACGGUGGAGAUGGUUCCCUUGACUCAAGAUUUCGACGUCGUAGUGUUAGAUGAGAUCCAAAUGAUGGCAGAUUUGGAUAGAGGGUGGGCCUGGAGUAAUGCUCUGUUAGGUGCCAAAGCUAGAGAAGUUCACGUUUGUGGGGAAAAGAGUACUCUGCCGCUCAUAAAGAACAUUAUCAAGAUGACUGGAGAUAAGCUGACUGUUAACGAAUAUGAGAGAUUGGGUAAGUUGAAAGUGGAAGAUUGGGUUUUGCCCAAAGGUUACAAAAGUCUGCGCAAGGGUGAUUGCGUUGUGGCAUUUUCCAAGAAGCGGAUCCUGGAUUUGAAGCUUCGCAUUGAAAAGGAUACUAAUUUGAAGGUUGCGGUCAUUUAUGGUUCCUUACCGCCCGAGACAAGAAUCCAACAGGCACAUCUUUUCAACUCCGGUGAGUACGACAUCAUGGUUGCCUCUGAUGCUAUUGGUAUGGGGCUCAAUCUUUCAAUCGAUAGAGUUAUUUUCACUACGGAUGUCAAAUUCAAUGGUAAGGAAUUGGUAGAACUGAGCAGCUCUAACAUCAAACAGAUUGGUGGUAGAGCGGGCCGAUUCAAAAGCGGUUCGCAAGGUCAAGAUAUUCCUCAAGGGUUCAUUACUACGUUUGAUCCCAGCGUUCUGUCCACUAUCAGGAGGGGUAUGGAUGCCCCCAUUGAUUAUUUACAGAGCGCUGUCAUUUGGCCCACUGAUGAAAUAUGCGGUAACAUCAUUACGAAAUUCCCACCGGGAACACCGCCUAGUGUUCUACUGAAGGCUAUUGCGCUGAGACUGGAGAAGAGUUCACACAAGCUUUUCACCAUGUCGGAUCUCAAGAACAAACUGAACGUACUAGCGAUAUUCGAACACAUGGACGAUAUAGCUUUUUUCGAUAAGCUGAGAUUGAGCAAUGCGCCUGUCAAGGAUUUGCCGCUGGUGAGGAACGCGUUUGCUCAAUUCUGCGAUACCAUUGCCAAGAGACAGACGAGAGGACUAUUAUCGUAUCCGUUCCCAUUUGAAGUGUUAGACUACAAAUGCAUAACUGAUGAAAAAUUCGGCCUAGAGCUUUACGAGUCGCUAUACAACAUUAUUAUGCUGUACUUCUGGUUGGGAAAUCGAUACCCAAGUUAUUUCAUCGAUUACGAGUCUGCUACUGAUCUCAAGUAUUUCUGUGAGCUAAUCAUAUUUGAGAAACUCGACAGAUUGAAAAAGAAUCCCUACAACAAGGGAGCUCCCCAAUCAGUAGGGUCCAUCUACAAACAGAGAGCUCACUUUGUGAACCAGUACACAAGGAAAAGGAACUGA
Zygosaccharomyces rouxii is the source of this 2217-nucleotide messenger RNA. RefSeq names its product ATP-dependent RNA helicase SUV3 (gene SUV3). The transcript has a single exon. The record is from RefSeq and is a predicted model, not a curated record. Bases 1 to 2217 code for a protein of 738 amino acids. Gene Ontology annotation, cellular component: mitochondrial degradosome. NCBI's taxonomy places the organism in Eukaryota, Fungi, Ascomycota, Saccharomycetes, Saccharomycetales, Saccharomycetaceae. Gene Ontology annotation, molecular function: RNA helicase activity; hydrolase activity, acting on acid anhydrides; ATP binding. Gene Ontology annotation, biological process: mitochondrial RNA 3'-end processing; RNA catabolic process.